GCCAAUCAGGAGUCUGUUUGCCAGUUCAUGUCGUUCUCAAGCAGUGAGCUCAAUCAUCUCAUUUGGAAAUAUCUUCAUGAGACAGGGAUGGUACAUUCUGCUUUCGUCUUCGGUGAAGAAUCACAAGCGGCCAACUCUAACUUGGUUGACUCCGAAGUACCAACAGGAGCACUUGUUAGCAUAGUGCAGGUCACACUCAUGUUGUACUCGUUGCUUGCUUCCUUCUCAAGUUUCCGUGAAAUUGUAAUCACUUACGUUCAUUUAGAAGAGACAGUGGAGGAGCAAUGUAAGGAGUUAGGAAAGGGAGGAGAUGGAGAAGGUAAGUGUAGGGUGAACUCGGCUGCGAAUCUUGCGUGUGAUUUCCGUGGUGGAUAG
Messenger RNA from Haemonchus placei, 375 nucleotides. The record is from the annotation of a GenBank genome assembly. NCBI's taxonomy places the organism in Eukaryota, Metazoa, Nematoda, Chromadorea, Rhabditida, Trichostrongylidae.